Messenger RNA from Temnothorax curvispinosus, 3478 nucleotides. It is a transcript of the gene Hmt-1, whose product is annotated as ATP-binding cassette sub-family B member 6, mitochondrial. The transcript has 12 exons. Gene Ontology annotation, molecular function: ATP binding; ATP hydrolysis activity; ABC-type heme transporter activity. NCBI's taxonomy places the organism in Eukaryota, Metazoa, Arthropoda, Insecta, Hymenoptera, Formicidae. The record is from RefSeq and is a predicted model, not a curated record. The coding region runs from base 471 to 3005 and encodes 844 amino acids. Gene Ontology annotation, biological process: transmembrane transport; heme transport. Gene Ontology annotation, cellular component: membrane.
AUGAUUUAUACCCGGCUUUAGAUAAGUUAGUUUGGAAAGAAUGACAGUACAAUUUCUACGCAAAAAAAUCCGUACCAAAAGAUUAGUAUAAAUCGGUAUAAAUUUUUAUGCGGUCAACGUUACUGUUAAGCUUUAAAAUUUUGUAUAUAUUUUUUUAAUACUUAUUUCAAUUGUGCAUAUAUGUAUGCUGUUUAAUGUUUGAUCGUUUUACGUAUUAUCUAUAUGACAGUAUUCUAUAUGACAGUACAGCACCCAGUUAAAUGUUAAUAACGUGGGAAUUAAGAUAAAUAUAUGAUUCGAUCAAGUCUUAAUUUAAAUAUCUAUUAUUUCCAAUGGUUAUAAGAAGCUCUGAUGUGUUAAUUUAAAUCCUAUGAAGUUAUCAAACUCUGAGCUAUAUAAAAGAUCAUCGUACAGGAGAAAUAGAUGUUAAAUGAUAUGACAAUAUUAAGUACUUCAAAUUGGUAACACAAAUGUCCAUAAAUAUGGAUACCAUGAGGUACUGUCCACCGAACAUUACUUUUGACGAUAUCUGGAUAGACCAUGGCGUAUCUAAAUGUUUCAUGGAUACCGUCUCUACAAGUAUAAUUUCUUUGUACUUGAUUAUAUUUGGAUCUGCCCAACUUUGGAUAUAUCGCAAGUAUGGGACAGAAACUGAAGAAAGUAUAUUACCAAGAAGCAAACUGUAUAAUUUACAAAAAUUUGUGCUGUACCUUGUCCCUGUUUUAAGUGUAAUAAGAAUAAUUUUACAAGCUACAGUCUUGGACAAUGGAAUGGUCUAUGGAUAUAUGAUAUUAACAACAGUAUUAACAGUAAUCGUUUAUCCAUAUUCGAUUUAUAUACUGAAAAUUGAAAGACAUAAACUAUUACCAAGUGUGCCGCCGCAUGGCCAUGGAUUCGUGCUAUUAGGUUUUUGGACAUUAGCAUUUGUUGCUGAAAAUCUGGUUUUAAUUAAUAUUGGAAAACUUGAAUGGUGGUUCCACUUGAACUCCCUGACAGAUCAAAUUGAAAUGGCUCUAUUCAUUUUGCGAUAUGUUAGUAACCUGUUGAUUUUUGCUCUCGGUUUACGAGCUCCUGGCAUUGCCAAUUUUGACUCCGAUUAUCGUACACUUAAUGAUGACACAAUUAUGCGAUCACAAUAUUAUCGUGAAAGAAGAUCAGAUAAUGCUUCCACAUGGACAAAUCUGUGGUACAAGACUAAAAUUUUAGGACCGUUUUUAUGGCCAAAAUCAGACUUUUUACUUCAAUUGAGAGUGAUAUUUUGCUUCGUGUUGCUGCUAUCUGGACGUUUGAUAAAUCUUUAUGUACCGAUUUACAAUAAAAAAAUUGUGGACAGCGUUACGAUUUCUCCUGUAGAAUUUAGGUGGGAUAUAGUAUUGAUAUAUGUAGCAUUCAAAUUUCUGCAAGGUGGUGGUACAGGAGGUAUGGGUUUGUUGAAUAAUUUAAGAUCCUUUCUAUGGAUCCGUAUUCAACAAUAUACUACUCGUGAAGUGGAGGUAGAAUUAUUCAGGCAUUUACAUAGAUUGAGCAUGCGUUGGCAUCUCGGAAGGAAAACUGGUGAAGUAUUAAGGAUCAUGGAUCGUGGCACAGACUCGAUCAAUAAUUUACUCAAUUAUAUCCUCUUUUCGAUUCUACCAACCAUUAUUGAUAUUAUUGUGGCCGUUUUGUUUUUCGUCAGUGCAUUUAAUAAAUGGUUCGGUCUCAUUGUUUUUACAACUAUGGUUCUUUAUAUCGCUGCCACAAUUGCAGUCACGGAAUGGCGUACAAAAUUUCAAAGACGUAUGAAUUUGGCCGACAACGCGCAGAAAGCACGUAGCGUUGAUAGUUUACUGAAUUUUGAAACGGUGAAAUAUUACAGUGCAGAAGCAUAUGAAGUGGAAAGCUACAGAAAAGCAAUUUUAGAAUAUCAAGUACAAGAAUGGAAAUCAAUGAUCACGCUGAAUAUCUUAAACACUUUACAAAACAUAAUUGUCUGCGGUGGUCUAUUAUCUGGAUCACUAUUGUGUUUACAUAUGGUUGUUUUCCACCAAGGUUUAACAAUUGGCGACUAUGUUUUGUUCGCUAGUUAUAUAAUACAACUUUACGUACCACUAAAUUGGUUUGGCACAUAUUAUAGGGCCAUUCAAAAGAAUUUUGUCGAUAUGGAAAACAUGUUCGAGUUACUUAGGGAAGAGCAAGAGGUAAUAGAUGCACCAGGAGCUGGACUAUUGGAUGUCAAGCGUGGACAAGUAGAGUUCUUGAAUGUAUCGUUUGGUUACACUCCUGAGAAACUCGUGCUCAGAAACGUCAGCUUCGUCGCACCCGCGGGAAAAACGAUAGCGUUAGUUGGCCCAUCCGGUGCCGGGAAAAGUACUAUAAUGCGAUUACUAUUUCGCUUUUAUGAUGUGGAACAGGGAGCAAUUUUAAUUGACGGGCAGAAUGUAAAGACUGUUAAACAGGAGUCUCUCAGAAAUAACAUAGGUGUCGUACCGCAAGAUACGGUCUUGUUUAACAACACUAUAAGAUAUAAUAUUCAAUACGGUCGUAUUGAUGCACUAGAAGCGGAUAUAAUUGCUGCUGCAAAAUACGCGGAUAUUCACGAGAGGAUUCUCACAUUUCCGAGCGGUUACGAAACACAGGUUGGCGAAAGAGGACUUAGACUAAGCGGUGGUGAAAAGCAACGCGUUGCAAUUGCACGCACAAUAUUAAAAGCUCCAAAAAUAGUACUGCUUGAUGAAGCUACGAGUGCUUUGGACACACAGGCGGAGCGUAAUAUACAAGCAGCAUUAAACAGAAUAUGCGCUGAACGAACUACUAUCAUUAUAGCGCAUAGAUUAUCCACCAUAAUUCAUGCGGACGAAAUCCUCGUCUUAAAAGAUGGUGAAAUUAUUGAAAGAGGCAAACACGAAGAACUAAUUUCACACGGUACUGUUUAUCAUGCUAUGUGGCAAGCGCAGCUUCAAAAUAAUCAAGAGAAUAGCAAGAAUGAGACAAAUUCAAUCCAUGAAAAUGAUGUCCUAAUUAAUUAAUAAUAUAAUUAUACAUUUACACACACACACACACACACACACACACACAAAUACACACACACGGGAUGAGGAAAAAAUAUGGAAACCCUGAAAAAUUUCAAAGUAAAACUCCCAUAUUGUAGUAUAUCUUGAAGGGCAUAAAGUAGGAAAAAUUUUGGCACAAACCAGAGGUCGAUACGUUGAUCCGUUCAGGACCUCUAUUCUGUAACUCUAACGACAGUGUCGGUAUCGUUAUGUCGUCGUUGCGCAGCUUUUUUUCCAUAUAGUAUACCUGCGCAACGACAACGUAACGAUACCGACACUGUCGUUACGAGUUACAGAAUAGGGGUCCAGGAGUUAUUUAGGGCCAAACUUCGAAAAAGCCAAUUUUUGGCCCUAAAUAACUCAACAUAUCUACCUCUGGUUUGUGCCUUUCUUAUUUUAUGCCCUUUUAAGGGCCAAAGCACAUAACAUGGCGUAGCGAUAUACGACGG